Molecule: messenger RNA, 1622 nt
Organism: Rubroshorea leprosula
Lineage: Eukaryota; Viridiplantae; Streptophyta; Magnoliopsida; Malvales; Dipterocarpaceae
Source: the annotation of a GenBank genome assembly
AGCAGCGUAUAUCUUUGACUGAUAUUAAUUACUCCUAAUGUCGAAACCUGCGUUGAAGCACUCAGCCUGCUUAAUUUUAGACACUUCUAUUUAUUUCCUUUCCACUAUCGAUUUGGAUUAAGAGAGUUCUGAAACCUUGAUCAUGGUGAAACAUCUAUUUCCCUACGUUUGCAUCCUCCUCGUCACUGCCGUCCUCCCUCUCGCUCCCCUAUCCACCGCCGUUGAUCCUCUGGAAGUUGGCUUUGCCGCUCGAUAUGAUUCACCUUACUCACCCAAUGCGUGUGGAUACGACGAAGAGCAUCUACCAUCUGAUGGCCUAUUUGGUGCUGUUGACGAGGUGUUAUGGAACAAAACAGGGACGCCGUGUGGUACCAUCUACCAGCUACGAUGUAUCAGUGGGCCUGCUUUGACGUUCUCUUUGCUCUCUCCUCAAAAGCCUAUGCCCUUAUCGCGGAUCCGGCCAAAGAUUCAAUCAAAAUCCAAUUCCAGCAGCUUUGAGCGGGUUCCAAAUCGACGGAUGUAUCCCCAUGUAGGCGCGAGAUGGCUUCGUUCCGGUUGCGCUGCUGUUUUCCGGUGUCAAUUUCUCGAUCGGAUCCGGAAACACAGUAGAUCGGGAAAGGCAGUCCGUGGGGCAGAGGAGAGAUUAGCCGGAAAGCUGGCCAGAAAAAAUUGGGGUCGCUGUCUUACCUAAUUUUCUUUCCAAGAAUGUUAAGUACAAACUAGUUUUCUCUUUUAUUACACUCUGAAUAUCCUGUUUUGUUAUCUGAAAUGCACAAGACUGCAAAACAGAAACUAUUAAAUGAAGAACAGUCUACAUAUCGAGGGGCCCAGCUCCCAUUCAAUUGUUUAAGUAGCGCAAUCUAGGACUGCAUAGCACUUUUUCAUUAUACUUUUAUUCUGUCAUUGUCUUAUGUAAAACCUUGCCGUAGAAACACAACAAUAUUACCCAAGGCAAUACAUAGAGGAAUAUUACAAAGGUCAUAUAUAUAGGUUUAGAAAUCCCAGGUGCAGAUAAAUAUGGAAUUGUUAUUACUCCAGUAAGAAAGUAUAGCCUGCCAUACCUGUGGUGAAUUACAAAUAGCAGACAUGACCAGUGUAGGUGGAAGAAGAAAUAAUGUGGCAGCAUACCUGAAGAAAGAUGUCACAUGACAAUGAUUUACAUUUCACUUUGAAGCAAGAUGCAACGAGGAAUCUAAUUCCCUUUUAAGGCCAAUGGAAUCUAACUGCAUACAAUACUUAAAGAGCAUGUUAAAGUUCAAUCUCCUCCCCUCUCUCUUCCCCUCUGACUCUCUCCCCUGUCUCUCCCUAUAUUAUCUCUCCAUCUCACCCUCUUUCUCAAAAUUAUUCUGUCUCUCGACCUGAUUACAACCCACUUAAAAUACUCACUCUCUGCUCUUACCUGACAUCAUGACUGUUGCCAUCCUGUUGUAUCUUUCUUUACCACAUCUCAUGACUAAUCCCAUGGUAUUUCUUCGUGCAUUAUUUAACAGUUAUAUUAUUAUUUAAGAACAUUCAUUUUAAUUUUAUUAAUUGCCUGUAUCUUCCCACAAAGUAUCAAUAAUUUACCAAGAAAGGUACAACACCACAGGAAGCUUUGGAAAAAAUAAAGUUUAUGCAUAUAU